GAAUGAAAUUUCAAAUCAAAAUUUAUCUACUUUUAUUGACAAUAAUAUUUGGGGAAAAGCUCUUUAUCUACCAUUAUUGGGAGUUAACAAAAUGGCUGUUGACAACAAUGAAGUUCUUGCACUUCACGAAGAAAAAGAUGUGAAAGCAGCAAUCAAAGAAUUUGAUGAGCUUACUCUUGAUCUUCCAAUUCCAACAAACUAUAAUAUUGUUGCAUGA
Messenger RNA from Dentiscutata erythropus, 217 nucleotides. The record is from the annotation of a GenBank genome assembly. Lineage: Eukaryota; Fungi; Glomeromycota; Glomeromycetes; Diversisporales; Gigasporaceae.